Molecule: messenger RNA, 372 nt
Organism: Naumovozyma castellii
Lineage: Eukaryota; Fungi; Ascomycota; Saccharomycetes; Saccharomycetales; Saccharomycetaceae
Gene: CGR1
Product: Cgr1p
Exons: 1
Coding region: 1-372 (123 amino acids)
Source: RefSeq, a predicted model, not a curated record
AUGUCUGAUAUUAUUGAGCCAGUGGAAACUGACAUUGCAAAAACUAGGGGUGCUACCGUCAGUGGGAGAUCAUGGAAAGUGGAAAAGCAACCAUUUAGAGCUAAGAGUAGAGUCGUCAAGAACAAGAAACUUACGUCUUGGGAAUUGAAGAAACAAAAGAGACUUGAGGAUAAGCAAUUCAAGGAUAGAAUUAAGGCAUUGAAGGAGGAAAAAGAGGAAGAACGUAAGAAGAAAAUAGAGGCUCUAAAAGAAAGAAGAGAGAAACAAGAAGAGAAAGAACGUUAUGAAAGAUUGGCUGCAAAGAUGCAUGCUAAGAAGGUUGAAAGAAUGAGAAAGAGAGAAAAGAGAAACAAAGCUUUGAAAGAACGUUGA